GAUUCCUGUUGUUAUUCCUCUAACUCCUCCCUUCCUGCCUCUCUCCCAGGCCUUCCCUCCUCUCCCAACAUCUUCCCAACAUCUCCUCCCCCCAUUCAGUCAGAAAGGCUUUCAACCAACAAAUGUUUGAGCGUCUCUUACAUUCUUGGUGCCAGGGCAGCAACCACUGACAAGACAGUGGCCUGAUGGCCCUCAGAGCCUGGGGCAGAGCCGGGAAAACCAGGGAGACCCACAAUAAACAAACAGUAACUACGUAACUAAGUGCAGAGACAGGGUGAUAUGAUAGGGUAAGUGGACAGGAAGGAAGGUCUCUUUGAAGAGGUGAGUUUUAGGCCAAGACCUGGAAGUUCUAGGCUAAACCCACCAGGUGAGGAGUCACAGCAGGCACAAAGGCCCUAAGGCAGGAAAGAGCCAGUUGGGUUUGAAGAACUGGAAGGUCACUGGCUGGGGCCUGGUACACGAAGGGGAAGGAGAGGAAAUGAGAUGAGAGGUGGAGGCUGGGCUAGGUCACUUAGAGCUCUGUAGAUUGUGGUAGGGAGGGGAUGUUUUGUUCAAAGUACAACACGAAAGAAGCUUUCAUAAGGUUUGAAGCAGUUGCUUUGAUGGUGGUUUGUGCUGCUAGGUAGACAAUGGACCUUGUGUGAGCGAGGGAGGCAAGGAAAAACAGAGAGAUUGAUUAAGAGAUGUAGCAGUUUUCUAGAUGGUAGGGCAGUCAUUAGGACAGGUGACCGAGAAGCUUAGGGGUCUGAGGUCCUGGGAGAGGACCCCCUGGUCAGUGGACAAGGAGAACAGGGUCUUUGAGUGUGGGGGCUCCAAAGUACAAGGAAAUGAAAUCUCAGCACUUCUGUUCACAGUGGGUGGUUUCCCUUACGGGAAGUUUCACCUUCCUGAUUCUGGGGCUUUUGUGAGAUGGAACUUGGGGGAAGAAAGCAUGGGGCAUAAUAUUGGUGAGACCUGCUUGCCCUCUUUGGGGUCACCCUCUCAGCUUCUCUCUAGGGGCAGAACUGGGUGGGGGGUGGGGAGAGAUUCUGCUCCAGCUCCGAAGCACCUCUGCACUAGCAGGGGAGGGAGGGAGUCAGUGAUCCCCCAACUGCCAGCCUCUACCCCUAAGACAGGUGCUCUGUUUCCUCCUUCCCACCUUGAGGCCUCCAGCCCUCCCUCCCUCCACUGUCUGCUCUGGCCUUUGUUGGGGGAAGUCAGGGGAGUUGAGGACUCUGUUGAAUGGGACAGAUCUCUUAUGGCUGAAGUGUAGGGGGGCUUAGUAGGGGAGCAGAGGCCUUUUCUAGCCCAAGGGGUCAGAGAGUUCUGGAUUAAAUCCUGCCACAUACCCAGGAAGGCCCUGCCCAGAGGGGUGGGCAGUAGCAGCCUAGUGCCAUCUCCCACAGUCCCUCUUCCCCGUUUAUUGCCCUGCAACACACCACCCACCUCUGCCUCCAGGACAAGCCCUCAAGCUGCCAGUUUCUCAGCACCUGCUAUGCUGAGGGCUUAACAGGGAUCAUCUCCAUUUCCAUACACCCUCCUUAGGCAUAGUAUUCAAUUUUGCAGAUGAGAACAGGUCUACACAGUUCAGGAAAUCCAAGCUAUCUGACCCUCAAAGCAGAGCUCAGGUCCCUAAACUGCUUCAUCCAGGCAAACUGGAUCUGAAGAAGGUUGGGGCUGAAAGAUGAAUGAAUGAAUGCAUGCAUGCAUGAAUGAAUGAAUGAAAUGAAGGGGCUUGUGGAUGGUGGGAGAGGUGGACAUCAAAGAGAAAUUGGCCCAAGCCCUCCCCAGGCGUGGCCGCGCUCCCAGGGUCCAGGUGAAAGGUGGAGGAAAGGAGAUGGGGGGCAGCCUGGUCUAGGGGAAGGGUGUGAGGAUCUCAAAGAACAUCCUUGAUUGGCCCCCAAGGUCGGCGCCUGGGUCUGGGCCCCGACUCGGCUUCCUGCCGAGCGCCCACAGGCUCUAGUCCUUACCAGGCGCUCAAUAAAAAGUAGGUGAAAUUUUGGCUCGUCUACGGCUGUUAGCGGGCACUCAGAAAAUGUUGACAAACGGCUGGCUCUCCGCCGCUGAAGGGUCCCCACCUGCGGCCCGCUAGACUCGAGGGGCGGUAUCCUGUCCCACCUCCCCCCGCGCUGCCUAAUCAGCCCCUCGCAGGACUCGGCGGCGCGAGGGAACGCCCGGGGCGGGGCCAGCUUGGGGCGGGGCCUGCGAGCCCGAGGAGGAGGGGCCGGGCCCGCCGGGGUCGGUGAUCUACACCCGGAGAGUUCGCGCUCCGAGCGUUGCGCUCGGAGGGGCUCGAGUCGUGGCGCGGAUGCUGGAAGUUCACAUCCCGUCUGUGGGACCUGAGGCCGAGGAUCCCAGGCAAAGCCCAGAGAAAGGCCACAUGGUGUUCCGAGUGGAAGUAUUGUGCCGCGGGCGCAGGCACAUCGUGCAGAGGCGCUACAGCGAGUUCCACGCGCUGCACAAGAGGAUCAAGAAACUGUACAAAGUGCCCGACUUCCCCUCAAAACGCCUGCCCAACUGGAGGACCAGAGGACUGGAGCAGCGGCGGCAGGGCUUGGAGGCCUAUAUCCAGGGUGUCCUGUACCUGAACCAGGAUGUGCCCAAGGAAUUACUGGAAUUCCUGAGCCUGCGGCACUUCUCCACAGACCCUAAGGCCAGCAACUGGGGCCCGACAGCCGCUCACAGCGGGUCUCCUCUUUUCAGCGCCUUGGGGGAGUUCCUGCCCAAGAACAGCAGCUCCCAGCUCCACCACCGGCCUGUCAUCAGCUUCUGCAUGGAUCCCUACGUUUGCAUUCCAUCCCCAGAGCCUCUGUCCAACAUGGUGGUGAAUGGCGUGCUCCAGGGCCUCUAUGGCUUCAGCCCCAGCUCAGCUAAAGCCCAGUCCGAGGCUCCCUGUCACCCUGCUCCUUUGCCACCGAUGCCCUGACCAGCCCAGAGGUCUGUGGGCCACCUGCCAGGACAGGCAUGUGCCUCAGUGUAUGAGCCCCCUUCUCAGAGGCUGGGUCCCCCUUGGCCUGGACCCAGGAUUUAACCACCCCAGAUGCCAGGGCAGGGAUAACAGGGGAUAAGGAAUAAAGGGAGAAGUCCAAUUUAGAGGUAGGCUUUGAAAAGAGACUGGUGUUAUUUCUUCACCUACCCCAGAAAGGGGCAGGAGACAAGCAAAGGUUGAGGCACAGUAGUGGCAAAGGUUAGAAACGAGGAGUAAAAGCUCCUGCUUGAAAUUUUGUAGGCAGUGUCUAGAGAAAGGGGUCAGAGCAGAGCCUCAGAUGGGGACAGGCACCCCCUGCCCCAAGAGUCCCAGACAUGCUGGGACAGAGACUUGAGCAGGUGUUGGAGGCCCAAGAACUCAGCCCACACUGGUUUAAAAAAAACAAACCACCUUUUUUUUUAUUGGUCAGCAUGGAUAGGAGUUUGUUACAAAACCGGGCCUGGAGGCCUAUGGAAUGUGAGGUGAGGAGUCCACUCCGUCAGAUGCCAGCACUA
Molecule: messenger RNA, 3462 nt
Organism: Lynx canadensis (Canada lynx)
Lineage: Eukaryota; Metazoa; Chordata; Mammalia; Carnivora; Felidae
Gene: SNX22
Product: sorting nexin 22
Exons: 7
Coding region: 2288-2905 (205 amino acids)
Molecular function (GO): phosphatidylinositol phosphate binding
Source: RefSeq, a predicted model, not a curated record